GUUGUGGGUGUGCCGUCUCAAGACUGACAGACUCAGAGAUAAAACUGUAGCACCCACCUUCAAGGUCAUUUAAGUUCAUCCACAAGCAUGAUUAUUCUCAUCAUUUUGCAGCGGAUGUCGUUAAAAGACACGCCUUAACGUCCAAUCAAAACCUUGACGGCGCCUCGGCGCGGUCCCCUUGGCGACCACCCUGAGGAGGCCGCACGUCACACUUUGAUCGCCAUGUAUCUGGGCCACACUCUCAGGCUUAUGGUGCUGCAUUCGAUAUGCAUUUUUUUUUUUUUCAGGGUUUUUUUUUUUCCCUUCAUCGGGUGUGGUUGUAAUGGUGAGCUUCACGUCUCCGUCGCUCUGUGCCUGUCGUCGCUGAUGACUUCACACGCACCGGCAAGGGGAAAAGCCGGAGUGAUGUCAUCUCACUCCUGUCACUGCUUAAAGGGAGUGUAAACAUCUGAAAAGCAGAAAUUGAGGCUCCAUCUCUGAAGACUCCAAGCCUCGAGCGAUAAAAUGGGUGGAGGGGCUUAUAAAUUCUUUACAGAGAAGCAGAGCAACCCCCACGCGCCACCUCCCUCUCCUCACUGUGUAAAUCUUUUUUAAUGGGAGGCUCUUUAUCUUGCGUUGAGGAUGAGACACGAUCAGGAUGACCAUGAUUUCAUCCCUGCCCUCCGCCCCGCCAUUUUGUUUUCCAGCGAGGAAUCUUCCGCGAUACGUCUUCGGCGCCCUCCCUUUUUUGGAAGGCUGCUAUUGAUCGGCGUCUGGACAUCAUCAGGCUUCUCGGUGAACCGGAGGAAAACUUACUGCGAUGAACGGAGAGGAAAUGCGAGAGCGGGAGAUGGCAAACGAUUGCAGUAACAUGAGAGGUUGCUUCAAUUGGUGUAGCUGUUGUUCUCGAACUUUUUACCGAGUAUCGAAGUACCACCGAUAAAAAAAAAAAAAAUACUGAGCUCUGUCCAUUGUGAACAACUUAGCAUAUAAGACCCCCUAGAGAGUAGGUGGAAAUAAAUGCAAUCAGUCACUCAAAAACGCAAAUGAGACGAUUGGCCCUGACACAAAUACUAACACGCUGGAUUGGAUAAACCCACAUACCGGGAUACAGUGCUUUGAUUGGCCACAUUUUUGGUACUGUACAUUUUUCUUUUAGUCCACAACAUGCCGCGAUUGUCAGGGAGGAAGUGGAAUGCCCCGGCCACUGUGGGUGUCUAUAUUUUAGUAAUACAUCAGGAGGAAAUUCGUCAAUACAUUUGCGCAACAGAGACUCUCCACACUUUGAUUUUUCUGCCAAAGGUGUAUGUAAAAUGAUGUAAUAUUCUAAAAAUCAAUGUACUUUACAUAUACAUAUUAUAUUUUGUAUCCGAAAAGGCACUUAUUUUUGUUGUGAAGGUUUGCCUGCAUUUUGGUGAGACAGACUUUUUUUUAUUUAUUUUUUUGCCAAAAGUAGGGGUUGCGUCAGAAAGGGCAUCCGGCGUAAAAACUGCGCCAAACAAAUAUGAGCGUUCAUCUGAGACGACACGCUGUAGCGACCCCUAACGGGACAAGUCGAAAGAAAGUAGGUAGAUACAAAAUUAUGAAUACAAUUAUGACUGCAGAGCUCACGGAAAAAAAGUUAAGUAUUGCAUCCAACUUGUGGCAUCUAUAGGCAUUUUUCAGCCAAUUACUCAUGAAUAGCGGGGGAAAUUAAACGUUCCACUUUAAGUUAAUUUCCACCAGAAAACUUCUUAUAUGAUGACAUCACGUCGCCGCCACGCAAAUAUCUGCGAAGAUGAUUUGAAAUAUCAAGCUCGCAUCUCAACAUUUCCAAUUAUCUAUUGUUGCCUUUAAUUUGAGUGGCGCAUGGCCUCUCUGACAGCUCCGUUAAUGGCCCGCGGCGACGGAUGUAAAUCAUCUCGCGAGCUCCGCGUCGGCACAAUCAGCUGGGAACGCUCCACUUUGGAGCGGCGGAGAAAUGGGAGGGGCGCUCGCCUAUUCACACGCGCGCUUCAUAGUGGAUGCUGCCGUCUCUUGAGCAGCUGGAUUUGGAGUGCUUGUGGCUCAUGCGCGUCAGUCAGCACUGAUUCAGUGCUACGAGAGAGCUAAAGAGGGCAGCGACUCGGGAUGGCGGUGGACAAAGUGGACAGCCUUUAGGGGGGUGCUUCGGGCAGUGUCCCCACGCCCGGAAAAAAAAAAUGGGGAACAGCGUUCAGAAGCGGAAAAAGGUGGAGACCGAGAAAAAGCCUCCAGCGCUGUAUGACAAACCCAAGGGCUUCUGGCUGAUUGGACGUGCAGAAAAACUAAAGACAGCUGGCACCAAGGCCAACGAUGAGCAGAAAAAGCUGGCAGUGCACUACUCAGCCACAGAACACAUCCAGGAGAAUGUUUUCGUCGAGGCCAAUCGGCCUCAGUACCUGGAGGACCUGCACUCAGAGGCUCAGGAGGGCCUGAAAAUACUCCAGCAGGAAGGUGAGCAAGAGCACGAGAGUGGAAAGAACUUCACUGAAGAAGAAAGCUUUACUUCGUCAGACACAGAACAUCCAGAAGACGAUCUAAACUCCAAAGAUGAGGGGGGCUCUCUGGAGACAAAAUCCAACUCAGGGAUUACUGAUUCCACAAGAAAUUCUUCUGCGUCAACCAGACCGGUGCUCACUCGCCAAGGUUCUACAUUCAAGCCACUUUAUCCAGUGAAAAGGUUUGAAAAGAACAAGAAGAGAAACAGAAGGACUACCAUCAUGGGUAUUCCAAACCAGGUCCAGAAAGAACUUGCAUUGCACAGAGGUUCUACCUUCCAGCAGGUUGUUUCUACUCAGUUACACAAUCACGACAGCCAACCGGGUGUUUUCAUCAUUCCAAGUGUUGAUCGAGGGACUCCAGUGAUGACCAAGGAAGGAGCAAAGGUGCACCUGUCAGACCUGGAACAGGUAUCUGAUAAUCAAGAGCAGAUCAGAUCACAUCUUGAGGAAGAGCACAAGACAGAUGAACACUUCAAACACCAGGGGUUUGGAAUCCAUCACUAUCGGUCAUCUGUCAUCAGACCAAAGUCUGUGGCAGUACCUGGAAUGACUACCUUUACUUCCUUCAAUCCUUUGAGUAGCUUCCUCUUGGAAGCCCAGGGUCCCGUCAUGUCUGUAUCCCCUCAGGCUACUUAUUUAUCUACAAUCAUCCCAAAUGCGGUGCUGCCAGCCUCGAUUGAAGUGAUUGAGAUUGACCGCGGCAGUCAAAGAGGAAACGGUGUCAACUAUUGUGGCAGUGUUCACACAGUUAGCAAAAGCAGCCUGGCUUCUGUGGGCUCAUCAGCUAGCCCUUUUCUCUCCAGAAAAUCUGGCGGGGAUGGUACCCACACAGACAAUUCCUGUAACAACUCAACAACGGAUGGCACCACACAAAAAGUGGAUCUCAAUCUUCAGGAAGGUUGUGUGGAUGCUCCAGGGGACCAAGAGCUCACCAGCCCAGCAAACUGCAUGACUAAUAUUGAAAAUAUAGAAACGAGCAAAGAUUCGGAGCCUGUCGUGCUAUGUGCCAGUGGCGAUGAUGCAAAGAUCAAACGUAAUUCCACUCGAAGUCUCUCAAUUAUCAAGAACAAGCUACCCCCAGCACCUCCACGAAGAUCAAACUCUCUUCAUAUCAACAAGUUCCAGACUACUUUUAAAGCUCAAGCGGAUAGCAAAGAUGCAAAUGUUUCUGUUUCUCAAGCACUAUCAAGUGCUAUAGCAGCAAAGGAGGAAUUACGAUUAGUCAUUGCGGAAACAAGCAUUCUCCUGACUCCUGUAUCAAACCCUGCAGAAGACAACUGCCAUACUUCAAGUGUGACCCAGGCUUCAGCUGGUGAAGCAAGAAAGGUAGGAGGGUCGGUCGCAGAACUCAAUCCCACUUUCCAACAGAAAACUCCCACAGAAGGUGAGAAAUUUGAACGGACCAUAUCGCCUUCCAGCGGCUACUCCAGUCAAAGUUGCACCCCAACACUUUCCCCAAAGGAGAUCGCCUCAAAACCUACAGACAAACACAAGAUGACACCAGUUAAGCCUGAGAGAUCCGUUUCUCGGGCGUCAUCCUCAGCCUCUCCCUCCUCGUCGCUUACCUCCCUGUCAUCUGGUACAUCCGAGCCUGUUAAUUCCGAUGUUUCCAAUUCUUGUACUCCUACAUUUCCCCCAGCUUCUACAAAAGAACUCACUUCACAUUUGAGAAUGGAAGCCAAAGAGCUGUGGAAUCUCCCACCCCCUCCCAAGGUCAAAGCACCAUGUCCUCCUCCUCCUGAAACAUGGGCUCAGAACAGUCACACUUUUGCGCUCCUGUGUGGUCUGAGCCCCCAAGUCACCAAAGUAUUAACGGACUCAACAAAGACAAAGGAGAGCACAAUUAAACAUGAAGGAAGCCAAACAGAAACCAGUGAGUUUUGUUUUGAAAAACAAAUAAAAGACAAUCCAGUAAUCUCACAAAUUAAUUCAAAGUCUGAGAGAUUGUUAUGCUCCAUUCCUGUGGAUGCCCAACGUGAUGCAAAAAGUACAGAAUGUCCAGAUGCAGAAGAAGGAGCAUCUUUGGCUAAAGCCAUGAUUGAAACACCAGAAGAACAAGAGAGCUGUACCCUAACAAUCAAUGACUCUGCAGGUUGCGAUAUUUCCACAAAAAAAGAACCACCCCCUGUUAUGAAAAAACCACUAUGGAGAGAAGACAAGGUGUUCAAAGACGCGGUGUUGACAGAGGGACAACAAACUAAAAGUUGCAACAUUACCACGACUACAACCUCUGUCGAUGAGACCGAGGACAAGGUGGACACAAUUGAAGUUGCGUCAAUACCAGCAAAUUUUGUAGAGAACCAAAAUACUGAUAAAAGUUCACCACCACCUUCUCCUCCACCUGCUUACCAGCCUACGCCUCCUCUCUCAAGAAAGUCACCCGUCACCUCCUUAUCAACAUCACCGGUUGAGUUUGAACGAGAACAGGGAGAGAGCCGUGUUGUAGAAUCAUCUUGGCCACCUCCUCCGCCUCCUUUAGAGGGAGAUUCUGUUUUCGAAGGCGGAGAUGAGUUAGACUUCCCUCUUCCGCCUCCACCUGACAUGCCAGACAAUGUGCCACAGAGUUGUGCCACAGAGAUGGCUGCUUCAGACACACCAGUUCCACCUUUAGAGGAAUUUGUAAAAGGAAUUAAGGACUCAAGUGAAUCAGAGACAACUUCACUACCAGAUCCAGUUUUGCAUCAAACUGUAGUCUGUGACAACACAGACGCAGAUGCUUCCAAUGGACCAUUGCAAACCUUUUCACCUGCUUUACAAAAUCCAUCAUCUCAUUCCAUCACCCCAGCGGAAAUCCAACCGAUAGUAUGUUCAAAAACUUCAAGCAGUUUUCUAAAGCGAUACUCUCUUGAGAUUGAAAGUCACUCUGCUUCUGAACCUCCCAUUACUUCGCAACUCCCCACUCUGGUUACACCCUCUUUACCAAUGGAGAACCUUACCACGGGAGUUUCCUUUAGAAGACCACCCAGCACUGCACACAGAGAAAACAGGGGCAAGGAGCUUAUAGCUCGCCACAAAAGUGCACCAAUUCCCAAAGAGGAUGCCAACAUACCUCUAGUCACCCCGUCUUUACUUCAGAUGGUCCGCCUACGUACAGUUAAUACGAGUGAGGAUGGUGCAGAAGCACUGUCUGAGGACAAGACAACAAAUAAGGGCGCUCUGGUGCAAGAGGUUUGUCGAGCCCAAAGCGAAGGCCAGCAAAACACUCCACAAAAGCCCACCCGCAAAUCACUAAAAUCUCCCCCUCAGUUGGUGAAAACAUACGGGACGCCAAGCACCCCUUCCAUGCGAUUGCAAGAGGCGAUUCGGAUCAAAACUGCAGCUAUGUCCUCAAGAGAAGGGUUUCCAUGCCGGUUGGGGAUGAGACCGUCAUACCACUGUUCCAGCGAACCAGGGAUGUCGUCGCUCAAAUCAUCUGAAGCACUCGACACACAGAGGAUCCCAGCUUCGACUGCAAGCUUCAUCUUCUCCAGGAGCUCCAAACGGGCUGUUAUUGACACCGGUGCUGCCUCUUCGGAUGAAGAGCAAGCUGGUGUGAAGCAAAGUUUAGCGCCUGAGAUUGUGCGUUUUUCUGAACAAAUGAAUACUGCUCCUUUUCCAAGCGGCGGGGUGAAAUCUGACCGGGUCCCACCACCAGUAGCCAGGAAGCCUUCACAAGCCAGCAUCAGUUUUCCACAAGAUCGGACUGUUUGUGCAGCUAGGACGGAGCCAGGUCUCACUGCCGCAGAUGCAAUCGGACCACAACAAUAUUCCAAGGGAAUAGCACUACCCGAGACAACUACAAGAGUGACCGCAGACACGAUUGAAACACUGUUUUGAAAGCACUUUGUGAUAAUUGACCAACAGGAGCCACGGGAACGCCUACAACAAGCUAACGACUGGAUGAAAAAAGACAAGUAACUCACGUAUACGUGUUGCAUUGAUUUAAAGAAAAAAAAAAAGCCUUAGCCUGAAAUGGCCUUCCAAAUGUAUUUAUGCAAAUUAAUAGCUCCCACUUUCUUAUGACAGCUUUAUUCUGGAGUAUUUUUCUAAGUUUCUAUCUGAAUGAAGCCCCCCUCAGGAGAAACUUGUGUACAUACGGGCUGAACUGUAAAUAUUGUGAGUGCGCCCUCCAGAGGCUGACUUCGGGAGCACUCACCUCACAGUGUUUAUGUACAGAUUUUGAUUUAGGCCUUGUAAAAUACAAUUUAAUAGCAAUGAUGUGGUUGUCACUAAGGUCUGAUGAAGGCUCCAUUAACACUAAUACACAUUGUUGCUGGGAGAUUAGUAUAGAAAAAAACAUAUUCAGUUGAGACAAAGGGAAAGAGUAUGAAUAUGAUAGUGUUAUUUAGAACAGAAGCACUUUUGUAUAGCUACAUACAGAUAGUCGACUAUUAAAAUGCUUUUAUCGGAUCAUCAUUUGUCUCUUGGCUGUAAUAAAAGACAAUUUGAGAUACAUUUAUGAAAAUUAAAGGGUAUUUGCUAAUUAUUA
This is a messenger RNA of Syngnathoides biaculeatus (alligator pipefish), 6948 nucleotides long. RefSeq names its product NHS like 3 (gene nhsl3). Lineage: Eukaryota; Metazoa; Chordata; Actinopteri; Syngnathiformes; Syngnathidae. The record is from RefSeq and is a predicted model, not a curated record. Gene Ontology annotation, biological process: cell differentiation. The transcript has 9 exons. Bases 2160 to 6296 code for a protein of 1378 amino acids.